AUGACGCGGCUCGUGUUGUUGCUAUUGACGGCUUUUAUCGCAGUCGAGAUUGGUUUUAUCGUUGCCAAGCCGUGUUCUCCGAGGGAGUUAGGCGUCUUCAACGACGUUUCGGGUCAAGUGAGCAAAUGCCGUCAAGACAGUAAACUGAAUUUCCAAGUACCGCCGCGCUCGAGCCUCUCAAAGUCGCAACAGUCUGCCUUGUGCAAGUCCAAAGCCUGCCAAGAGAUGAUCGGCUCCAUGGACGAUCUGGAUAUUCCAAACUGUGAAGCUACGUUCGACAAGAAGAACAUGACGCUGCAAACGAGUCUGGACAAGUUUGUGUCAUCGUGUGAUACGUCCACGCCGGCUCCGUCUCCCAUCAAGCGACGUAAAUCGUUUGAGUCAUCGGCGUCGGGCUCGGAUUCGUUCUCCAAGAAGAACCGAUACACGAACACGGCAGCUGCAGUUCAGUUUGGAACACCGCAACAACUAGUCGUUCUCUUGGCUAUAGGCAUGCUGUCUCUAGCUCUUGUGCUCCCUUGA
This is a messenger RNA of Phytophthora infestans T30-4, 522 nucleotides long. Its product is annotated as elicitin-like protein. Gene Ontology annotation, cellular component: extracellular region. Lineage: Eukaryota; Oomycota; Peronosporomycetes; Peronosporales; Peronosporaceae. The transcript has a single exon. The record is from RefSeq and is a predicted model, not a curated record. Bases 1 to 522 code for a protein of 173 amino acids.